UCUAAAAAUUUGAAAGUUUCUUUAUUGUUUUUUCAGACUUAGGACCUUGUCAAUUAGAAGUGGGUUAUAAAUUUUUUACUCAAAUUUAGUCAACUAAAGUAAAUCUGGAUCACUAUCUAGUUUCAAUUCAAAAUGGAUGAUCAGUGAGUUGUGAAUGUUUUGGAAUUUAACUUAUUUGCAGGGUUGACACUCAGGAAUCUGAACAGCUAAAAGGUUAUGAUGUGGAGGAUUUGAAUCUGGAGGUCAUUGAACAUGCCUUACUAUUCUAAUUUAGUUGACCUGAGUGCUAGAUUUGACAUUAACUAUUGGUUCUUUUUCAUCCAUGGUACAGUCAAUCGGAAGUGAAGAUGGUGAAAUUGAGAUUGAUCAUCUCAGAUUUAUGCUGGUAAAUUUUUUGACAUAUUUUGCCUUGCACUAGUCUCGCUGCUUCACCAAAUAGGAAGUCAUUUGUGUGCUGUCACAUAGACUAACCCUGCAGGAAUUUUUUUUGUAUCCCAUUGUGCGCUUAGCAACAAAAGAAGAUGGAAAUGUCCAGUUUGAAGGAACAGAUUGAAAUGGAAAAGAUUGCUUUGUCUUCCUUGCAAACCAAGGCUGAAACAAAAAUCAAGAAAGCUCAAGAAUUCGUCUUUCAGAAAGAUUCUGAGUUACAAGCUGCAGAGGAGAGCCUUUCAGGACUAGAAGAGGUCCAAAUUGAAUACUCUGGGGAAGGUGAAAUUGUGGAGGUCACAGGUAGCUUCAAUGGUUGGCAUCAUCGGAUUAAAAUGGAUCCUCAAGCAUCUUCUGGUGUCAUAGACCCUGUCGGGUCAAGGAAAUCCAAAAUGUGGUCGACAGUUCUGUGGCUUUAUCCUGGGACGUAUGAGGUUUGAACUAUGAUCUAAUAAUGCAGCAACCUUUUAUCUUUUCAUCUUAACUGAAAUAACUAGUCAGGCUGUGGACAUCUGAAACCAACAUAUGUUGGUUUUUAGUUGACUGGUAUCAUCUGAAACCAACAUUUUCCAAAGAUAUUUACUUUGAUGAUGUUGUUUACUUCUAAAUUCACAUUGUGCCCACUUUAGAAGUGAUGUUAGUUGAAAAAUGAGUCCUCAAUUAUCUGAAAACAUGGAAGACGGUUAAUACUGAGACAUACUCUCUCAGUUACUUGUUCUUCACUUGGUAUCCAAGAUUAAAUUGUUUAUAAUGUUUAGUUCUGUUCCCCCAUUCUGAAAUAGUAAACUAAAUGGCAGAUUGUGCCAUACUUUGAUGCCAGCAACUAGAAUCAAUAUUAGGAGAUACUGCAAUGAUAUAGGAAAGGUCCCUAAAAAUGUAGUUUAGAGAAAAUGGCUAAAACUCGUUUACUGACGAUGAUCCAAGCAGACCUUCGAAAGAUCUAGUUCCAUGUGUUUAUUAAAUGAUGAAGUUUUUAUGAGUUGUUUCCCAUCAUUUAACACAUUUUCAAAUUGCAGAUAAAGUUCAUUGUUGAUGGUCAAUGGACUGCUGAUCCUCAAAGGGAGUCAGUCAACAACGGUGGCAUAUGUAACAACAUUCUGCGAGUUGAUACAUAGUUUUGGCUCCUGGAGGAGAUUCUCUAUAUUCUGUGUAUAGACAAGUAUACAUACAGAACAGAUUUGCUUCAAUUUCAAUGCACAAUGCUUGUACAUGGAACAAACAAGCCAAAUGCCUAUAUGUAGGGAGGAGACUCGUGACAUGAAUGAUACUCGGAGGGGAUGAAUGAUCAAAUGAAGGGACGGAGAAGUAGAAGGAAAGGGAAGAUGGAACUGACUAGAAACCAUACCCUUAGAGAAACUAAAAAAGUCUAAACGAAGGGAAAUAAUUUUUGAAUUGAGGAGAAAAUUGUGUUUUGAGUCUUUUGACUUUUUUUAAUUUGAGUUAAUUAGAUAUGAAACUCUGGAUUUUUAGGAAGUUUUGACAUAUCAAGAUGUUCAUCAAAUCGUAUAUUACGUCGGCCCUAAAUUGGGAUCCAUAUGUGAUUGACGAUUUGAUGGAUAUACAAGUAUGCUAAGGAGUUCUGAUUUUUUGUUUUUGCAUUAGAUAUUAAUGUUUUAAUUUUUUUUUAUUUUAAAUCAUUACCACUAAUUUAGGUUGUACUCAUCUUUUGAGUAACUGUUUACAUGUAGGGUAAUCCCGGAUUAAGGAACGUACACGGGGUCUUGGGCAGUGGGAUCAUGACUCUAUUUCUCAUCCAUGCCUACCUUGGACUUCAACUUGGCCUCAGUUACUGAUCAUAUCUCUGUCCAUUCACUACCAUUUAGGCUUUUGUCAAUUCAUUUAUAGGAAGGAAAGUCUCUUAAGGGAAGGGGACGGGUACAAUUUUGUAGCAAAAUGCACAUGGCAUGAAAAAUAAGGAAAGUUAUUUUUGUACCUUUAACUCUCUUCAUUGCAAACCAUAAAUUUCCUUUCCAAAU
This is a messenger RNA of Rubroshorea leprosula, 2402 nucleotides long. The record is from the annotation of a GenBank genome assembly. Lineage: Eukaryota; Viridiplantae; Streptophyta; Magnoliopsida; Malvales; Dipterocarpaceae.